Molecule: messenger RNA, 1497 nt
Organism: Athene cunicularia (burrowing owl)
Lineage: Eukaryota; Metazoa; Chordata; Aves; Strigiformes; Strigidae
Product: cytochrome P450 2C5-like
Exons: 9
Coding region: 1-1497 (498 amino acids)
Biological process (GO): xenobiotic metabolic process
Cellular component (GO): cytoplasm; intracellular membrane-bounded organelle
Molecular function (GO): heme binding; oxidoreductase activity, acting on paired donors, with incorporation or reduction of molecular oxygen, reduced flavin or flavoprotein as one donor, and incorporation of one atom of oxygen; iron ion binding
Source: RefSeq, a predicted model, not a curated record
AUGGAUGCUGGAUUGGCUGGGGUGCUUGUCACCCUCCUCCUCCUCCUCUCCAUCCUGUGGUUCCUGGUCUGGAGAACCAAUAAGAAGAGAAGCUGCCUGCCUCCUGGACCGGCCCCGAGGCCCAUUCUGGGCAACCUGUGGCAAAAGGACGUCCUGCCACUCUACAAGACCUAUGAGAAGCUCAGCAGCACCUAUGGCCCCAUCUUCACCAUCUGGCGGGGGCAGAAGCCGGUGGUGGUGCUCUGUGGGUACGAGGUGGUGAAGGAUGCUCUGCUAGGCCACUAUGAGGAGUUUGGAGGAAGACCUGAAAUACCUCUUCUGUUGAGUCUAUCGAAAGACUACGGUUUUAUCUCCAACGAUGAGAAGAAGUGGCGGGAACUGCGGAGGUUCACGGUCAGCACCCUGCGGGACUUUGGGAUGGGGAAGAGCUCCAUGUCGCAGCGGGUGCAGCAAGAGGCCCAGCACCUGGUGAAACUGCUGUCAGAACUCAAAGGAAAUGCGUUUGAGCCGAUGACAAUGUUCAGACGUGCAGCUGCCAAUGUGAUCUGCUCUGUUGUCUUUGGGACCCAUUACAGCUACAGUGACAUGGACUUUCUGGAGCUACUGAACAUGAUCGGGAAUUACGUCAGCUUCUUCCUCUCUCCCGUUGCUAUGGUCUACAACACCUUCCCCAACAUCAUACAUCACCUCCCAGGGCCACACAAGAAACACCUGGCCAACUGUGAGAAGCUGAAAGACUACAUCCGUGAAAGAGUCAAGCAUCACAAGCUGACACUGGAUCCCAGCUGCCCCCGGGACUACAUCGACUGUUUCCUUUUGAAAGCAGAGAAGGAGAAGAACAGCCCAGAGAACAUGUACAGCAAGGAGGACUUGGUCAUGUCAGUAUUUGAUAUCUUUGGUGCUGGGACAACAACUACUAGCAACUCCCUGGUCUUCUUCCUCUUGGUUCUGACAAAAUACCCCCAUAUUCAAGCCAAGGUCCAAGAGGAGAUCGAUGAGGUGGUGGGCACCAGCCGUGCUCCCAGCACAGAGGACAAGCUGAGGAUGCCGUACACCAACGCGGUGAUCCACGAGCUGCAGCGCUUCCACAAAAGCCGCAUUGAGAACUUCCCACGGAUGACGACGCAGGAUGUUGUGUUCAGGGGCUACACCAUCCCCAAGGGCACAACUGUUAUUCCAGUACUUUCUUCCGUGCACACGGAUCCAACCCAGUGGGAGAACCCCAAAGAAUUCGACCCAGGCCACUUCUUGGAUGAGAAUGGCAAGUUCAGGAAGCGCGACGCCUUCCUGGCUUUCUCAGCAGGGAAGCGGAUGUGCCCAGGAGAGGCACUGGCCCGCAUGGAGAUCUUCCUUCUCCUCACCACGCUGCUGCAGAGCUUCACCUUCCAGCUCGCUGUCGACUACAAGGAGACAAAUUUGUUCUCCCUAUGGCUUGAGAUAGAGAGGAGGGCAAUACCAGCCAAGUUCUUCGCUAUUCAGCGCCGGGUGUCUUCUUAA